AGGUAAAUGGUGUUAUGGCUAUCGAACUGAACCAUGAGGAAGUGGUUGAUCUGAUUCGUUCAAAAAGCAAGGUCUGCUUAAGACUCAGACGACUACGUUAUCAAGUAGUUGAUACCCUAACCGGAUAUCGAAUUGGUUCAAUGAGAAAUUUAACUGGCAAUGAAGCUCCAAUUCUAAGAUCACAGCAACGUUAUCAUUACCAGAAACGUAGAUCAGUUCGUGAGUCAGUCACCACUGGUAGUACAGCGUCAGCUGCAGUUAAACGAAGACCACGUCUAGGAACGCAAACAUUUAAAAUGGCACGAAGUUGUUCACCACCUCCUUCAGUAUCAGGAGAUUUAUUAAAUGACUCAGUCGGUCCACAUACGGAUGAAGAUAUUGACUGGAGUAGAGAAGAUGAGACGAACUUGGAACCCAACCCCGCUUCAUCCCCCCAAGCAUCUCAUCCAAAUGCAGCCAAUUUACCUCCGACAUCUAGAAUGGUUCGUCCACGAUCCAGUAUUGGUCCGAAUGAUCGAACCAAUAAAGAAAGACCUGUUAGUUCAGGACCUGAUAUGUUUGGUCUUUUCAAACGGAGUUCAGUAAAGGAUGUCAGUCAUCCAGAACGUGUUAAGGAAGAAGAAAGUCCUCUGGAUGAAUUACCUCCGAAUCACAGUAGCAACAAUAACAACAACAAUGGUAGCAGUAGCAGUUCCAAGUCGUCAUCUCGAAUGUCUUUCUCAGGCCAAUCGAAAUUUGAUAAUACAUCAGAUAAAAAAGCUACUGGUAGCAAUCUUAAGGAGACAUUAAAUCAAUCCACGUUUUCUAGUAGCCUACCGCCUUCUGGUCAUGUAAUGGGUCGAAAUUUUGAUGAUGAAGGUGACAGUGAUCUUAGUAAUGCGAAUGAUCUUGCUCAUUUAUCAUCGGAAUUCGAUAGUGCUACAUCAGUAUUGGCUAGUCCAGCUAAAUGUGGUAUGUUUAUCGACUACUUAUUUUCUCAUAAACGGGAUCCUACAUGGGUGUUAUUCUAUCUUGUCAAUCAAUAUUUUCAACGAUCUAUGGCUGCAUCUAAAGAGUUGUACAAAGAUGAGAAACGUGUAUGCCUUGAAAUAUUUACAACAUUUCUACACGAAAAAUCUCCUUUACGUUUAGACAUACGAACUCCGAUUUCACUAAAAUCAUUUGACUUUCAUGAAUGCUCAAAGUUGUUCAACACCAUUAGUCAGACAUGCUUGAAUCAAAUACAGACGCAGGUUUCCAAAUUGGCCGAAGCCAUUAAUCUUGGUAUGGAUACUUGGUGUCUUUCAGAGCCAAUCGACUUUCUCCUAUUUCAUAAUAAAGAAGAAGAAAUAGCCUGUUUUGAAUCCCGUCUAAGUGGUUACCUUGAUUCACUGUACCAAUUAGCAAUAGGUAAUUGUACGGAAAAUUCGGUAGCUUAUAGCAUUUGUCGGCUGCCCACUACAACAUCAUCGUCCUCGUCGUCAUUAUCCGUUACAAGUGAACAAAUUGCUCAAGCUAUAACCAGUUGUCUGGUUACGGCUCACAAGUAUUAUUCCAUGCCUCGUUUAACAAGUGCAGAUUAUCCUGAAACUAGGGAUACUGGGCAUUCCAUUAGACAUAGUAUUUUUGCAAGGUCUUUUGAAAAUCUAACUUCAUCUGCAUUGGGUAAUGCAGUCGGCCUAGGUAACGUGUCUGGUAGUAUUGGGACUGGUCUUUCAUCUGCUGGUUCAAAUUUAUGGACAAAAUUAACCCCCUAUUGUGCUAAAGCGAAACAGAAAUCACAUUCUUUAUUAAAUCGUAAAACAAAAUGGUCUCACAAAGGUCAUUCCUUUUAUGAAUAUUCCUAUGAACGUAUUGCAGAAUGUGGUGUAUGUGGAUUUCUACUGUGGGGUCUUAAUUUACAAGGUUUCAAUUGUAAUAACUGUGAUCUAUUUGUUCACUUAAAGUGUAAAAAUGGUAUUCGAGACCAAUGUAGUCGAGAAGGUCGUAGAACCGGUGGAGUAUCUGUCAACGUUUUAAAUGGUAUACUCGGGAGUAUACCAAAUUUAACUGUGGAUACUAAUACUUCGGGGAACAAUAUGAACCAGACAAAUGAAGCGUAUAAUAAAUUAUCACUGCCUAUCGCUCAUAUUGGUCAAAAUGAUGUCAUCUAUCAUAGUUUCACAACUCACCGCCGAUGUGGUUCUGAUAGUCGUCCUAAGAAAAAGAAGGCUAAUACAAUGAGAGAUUUUAAUUUAUUGCCUUCGUUUCUUCAUCGGAACUAUGCCACUAGUGCAGAUCAUCUUUCACAUGAAGUGAUGCCAGCUACGGAUGAUACAGCGAAUUCAUCAGCUCAUGAUUCUUCUAAUUCAGGUCUAAUGGAGACUUCAUCAGUAGUAACCAAUAAUUGUUGUCCUGGUAAUGCAUCUGUCGGUUAUUUAUCUCCAGGAUUAUCUCAAAGAGAUUCAUUUUCAUCAACACUGAUAUCGUCUACAUCGACAUCAGUUGGCGGGAAUAGUGCUGUUCAAAGUCCUUCGGAGUCAAGUGGACAAACUAGUGGUCAAUUUGAUAAACAAAGACUGAGUGGAGAAGAAUCUGGUUUAUCAAUGAAUGAUCCACGUAAGUUUUGCAUCGAUUUUCUGCCAUGUUUCUUUUCUAUUUUGCUCAUAGUAAACAUAUGGUUCAUCAAAGGGGUUGAAGUCUAGAAUUCUCACUUCUAGUAUACUUAAUUUGUCUCCAAACUUCUUUAUCUAGGUAACCCUUUCAAAACAAUCGUCAUUAUCUGAUAUAUUGGGUUUCGUUUGCAUUUUGUUCUAUGAGUGACCUUCGCCUUCUAAACUCUUAUUAACAGACGAAGUUUACGAAGUAACAAAGAAUUCAAGUGUUGGUUUACAGGAAUUUGAUU
This is a messenger RNA of Trichobilharzia regenti, 2863 nucleotides long. NCBI's taxonomy places the organism in Eukaryota, Metazoa, Platyhelminthes, Trematoda, Strigeidida, Schistosomatidae. The record is from the annotation of a GenBank genome assembly.